Messenger RNA from Engraulis encrasicolus (European anchovy), 1006 nucleotides. Its product is annotated as transcription factor A, mitochondrial-like. Bases 135 to 968 code for a protein of 277 amino acids. The transcript is spliced from 7 exons. Gene Ontology annotation, molecular function: DNA binding, bending. NCBI's taxonomy places the organism in Eukaryota, Metazoa, Chordata, Actinopteri, Clupeiformes, Engraulidae. The record is from RefSeq and is a predicted model, not a curated record.
UGCAUUCUUGCUGCACAAGGCGCCUUGUUGUUACAUGUUGAAGAAGGGAGAUGGUGGCUUGGAGAACAGUUUCCAAAGAUUGAUUCAUUGGAUUAUUUCUGUGUUCGUUUGCAGCGUGUUGUUGUACGAUAGAAAUGGCCCCACUAGGCUUUAUGUCAAUCGGUGUCAAUAUUCUUACAAAAUCAUUUAGUCUGCUCUCAAGUGCAUCUCGUGAAAGGUGCGGCUGGGCAAUUAACGGGGCCAAAGCGCUUACCACCUAUGCAGGCGGUCCACCCAAAAGACCCCUGAAUGGCUACAUGCGAUUUGUGCAACAACAACGACCGCAAGUUCUCAGACAGCAUCCUGAUGUCAAAGCCACAGACGUUAUCAAACAGAUUGCUACAAGAUGGAGGCAGCUGUCCGCAGACCAGAAACAGCCCUUCGAGAGGGCUGCCCUGGUUGACAUGAACCAGUACAAGGUGGCCCUGGAGCGAUACAAGGCUGCCCUGACGCCCGCACAGUCUCAGGCCAUCGAGGAGGAGGAGAGACAGAAGAGGGACAGGAGGAAGGCCAUCAGGAGGAAGAGGGAGCUUAACAGCCUGGGAAAACCAAAGCGUCCAAGAGUGCCUUUCAACAUCUUCAUGUCGGAGCAUUUUGAAGGGGCACAAGGAACCACAUUGGUGGCCAAAAUGAAAUCGCUGCAGGAUGACUGGAGAAGACUUUCCAACUUAAAGAAACAAGUGUAUGUACAGCUGGCUGAGGAUGACAAGGUGCGCUACACAAACGAGAUGAAGAGGUGGGAGCAGCGCAUGGUGAGGAUGGGCAGGGACGACCUGAUCAGGAGGAAGCCGGCAGGCAGGAAGACCGCCAACGCCGCCAAGAAAGUGGCCGAGUCCAAAAACGCCAAGCCCAAAAAGGUGGUGGCCAAAAAGAAGAAGGUGGUAAAGAAGACACUGACAAAGGCCACAGCCGCAAGAAAGACCAAAUAAGAGCAGCCUGGGUGUCUUUUUUAAACAAAACAAAACAA